GUCUUUCUACUAAUAACCGUUCUGGUCAUUAUACGCAGGAUGUCCCUCUCUUAAAAAGUAAGCAACAUAAUUUCGCCUACAGAAUUCCUUGAAAUUUUGUGUUCUGACAUAGGCUGGUUAUCUGUCACAAGAAUUAGUUCCUGCUAAGAGAUACCACAGCUGUAUUAAACAUGUCCUCCAGUAACAAAUGUACAAAUUGUGGAUCUCUGGAGUUGGAUACAGAUCCAGCAAGAGGAGAUGUUGUGUGUACUAAUUGUGGUACUGUUCUGGAGCAUAGUGCUAUUGUUUCUGAAGUUCAGUUUGAGGAAAAUGCUCAUGGUGGUUCCUCGGCAUUGGGACAGUUUGUGUCAUCUGAUUCCAAAGGUGGUGCUAGAGGUUUUGGCCAAACAUUCCAUACUGGUCUUGGCAAAGAGUCCCGUGAAAUAACUCUACAAAAUGCCAAGAAAGCCAUCACUAAUUUAGCUCAUCAGCUAACUGGUUUGAGCCAAUUGUGUAUUGAUGAAGCCUUCAAUUUUUUCAAAAUGGCAUUGUCACGGCAAUUAACUCGAGGUCGGCGGAGCACACAUGUUAUUGCCGCCUGCCUAUACAUCACAUGUCGCGUUGAAGGAACAACCCAUUUACUAAUCGACUUCAGUGAUGUGCUCCAAAUUGAUGUUUACGAAUUGGGUCGCACAUAUCUCAGACUCUCUCAAGCUCUCAGUCUGUCCAUUCCAGUGAUGGACCCCUGCCUGUACAUUCUUCGGUUCGCCCAUCGGCUGGACUUCGGCAAGAAGACGCAGCAGGUGUCCAUGACGGCCCUGCGUCUGGUGCAGCGGAUGAAGAGGGACUCGAUCCACACCGGCAGGCGGCCGUCGGGCCUGUGCGGAGCAGCUCUGCUGAUUGCUGCGAGGCUGCACGAGUUCAACCGCACCGUAGACGACGUCAUCAGGGUAGUCAAGGUGCAUGAGUCAACCUUGCGUAAAAGGUUGAUGGAAUUUGGUGAAACGCCUUCGUCUGCACUGACACUUGAUGAGUUCAUGAGUGUUGACCUGGAAGAGGAGCAGGACCCUCCAUCCUUCAAAGCAGCUCGGAAAAAGGACAGAGAACGGCUUCAAAAGCUGAUGGAUGAAAAUGAUAUGGACAGCCACGUUAACCAACUACAAAAAGAAAUUGAGAGACAACUAGAAGACCGCAAAGUAAGGUCCAAACGAUUUUCUUCUGCUACUGCUUCACUUUUGCGGAGUCCUCCUGAGGGACCGUCUAAUCCUACCUUAGAUCCCGAAAGUGCUGAAGCAGAUCGUUUUGCCUCUCAAUCCACUAUUGGAGUCAUAAAGGAUUGUCUCUCUAACACAGCCAGUACCAGUAAUCAAAACACACCCUCUGAAGGAUUAGGUCCAAGUAUAGCUAGUAUGGGACUUUUAGAAAGCACACGAGAAAAGCCCAUAGAGGAGGAAACAGAAGCCCAACAAACAGGGGAAUUAGAUUUAAAUGAUAUUGAUGACAAUGAAAUUGAUUCGUAUAUCAUGUCUGAACAAGAGGCUCUAAACAAAGACUCUCUUUGGAUGAAAGUGAAUGCAGAUUAUUUAAAAGAACUUAAAGAGAAAGAAGAAAAGGCCAAACGCGAUCAGGAGGAAGGCAAACCUGAAAAGAAGAAGCGAAAGCCAAGCAACAAAAAAGCCAAAGGAAAUGUGGGCUCAUCAAGUGGUUCUGCUGGUGAGGCAGUCCAAAAGAUGUUACAAGAGAAAAAAAUGUCUUCAAAACUUAAUUAUGAUGUUCUUAAAAACCUCACGGUUGACCUACACACAGACCUGGUGCCUGUCACUUCAUCACGGCUCAUCGAAAGCAAGAGGGAAAGAUUGGAGUCAGAGAAUGAAGCUGUAGUGGAACCCCCUCUCAAGGUCAUAAAAACCGAAAAGAAAGCACCCAGGGUGGCAACAGCCAUCCGGAGAGGGAAGAAGAUGGAGUCUGCUGUGCUUCCAAUACUCCCAGAUACUCCAGCUACUCCAGUUACCACUGCUUCUAAUCCCCCCGAGGAAGCAGAUGAUGCAGAGGACUAUGAAGACAUGGAACCUGAAGAAGAGCAUCCGGACCAGGGAAUGUCAAUAUCUCACAUGCUAAACCAACACAGAGGCGAAGAUGACUGCUAUGGUGGGGAUUAUGAUUAUGAUGAUUAUUGAUGUAAAAUGAGGAGCUACGGUACUAGCCUUACUUGUACAUUGAAAGAUUUUAUACUUAUUUUAAAAGUAAUAAUCUACUUUGUGAAGAUGAAACUAAUCUCCUUUGAUGUGAUGUUGCAUAUUUAUAAUGCAGUUUGACCAUAGGGUCAAAAUUUCUGUGAUAAUUCUAUUUAUAUAUUAGUAGUCAAACAUGACAGUAUAGAACCAUUGGAGAGCCUUUCAUUUAUUAAAUGCCAGCAUAUUGUUAAAAAAAAUACACUGUUACGUAUUUCCAUUCUCCUCUGGCCUUGGUUUAAAUUCUCAUUUGAUUUUCCUGUCUUAUAAUGUUUUCAAAAAGCAUGUGUGAAUAUGUGUCUGUGUAAUUUAGAACACAGAGAAUUUAAUUUUUUGUCGAGAAAAGAGCAAUUUAUGUGACAAGUAUUUAAUAAAUUAUUAAUCCUGUAGACUUAGGAUGAGAGUAUAAUAUGUGUUUGUAGUGUACAAUAUUUAUGAUUGUAAGAUUAUUUGUUUUUACAUGAGGCAUGAAUGGUCACUAAAAGAACCUGCUGUACUUGCAAAAUGUCAUUCUUAUGAAGUAUGAUAAUUGCAUCUGAUUGUAUCCUAAAUCUUUCAUUUUCUUUGUCCUUCUCCACUUUUGAUCAAAAAGAGUGAAAUUAAAGGCGCAGGCGCAACCUCUUGACUGUGAAACUUACUAUAUUUUAAAGCAUAUCAAUUUCAAGGAUGUUAAUGCCCGAUUUGCAUUUUUUUUUUUAAAUCUGAAAAGUUUUGAGCUUUUGAAGCUUUGGAAUAAACAGUCUUUUCCCAGUA
Thrips palmi is the source of this 2963-nucleotide messenger RNA. It is a transcript of the gene Brf, whose product is annotated as transcription factor IIIB 90 kDa subunit. Lineage: Eukaryota; Metazoa; Arthropoda; Insecta; Thysanoptera; Thripidae. The transcript has 15 exons. Gene Ontology annotation, molecular function: RNA polymerase III general transcription initiation factor activity; RNA polymerase III type 3 promoter sequence-specific DNA binding; TBP-class protein binding. Bases 171 to 2156 code for a protein of 661 amino acids. Gene Ontology annotation, biological process: DNA-templated transcription initiation; transcription by RNA polymerase III; transcription preinitiation complex assembly. The record is from RefSeq and is a predicted model, not a curated record. Gene Ontology annotation, cellular component: transcription factor TFIIIB complex; nucleus; transcription preinitiation complex.